Messenger RNA from Rhodotorula toruloides NP11, 1476 nucleotides. RefSeq names its product chitin synthase. The transcript has 6 exons. Gene Ontology annotation, biological process: conjugation with cellular fusion; Golgi to plasma membrane transport. The record is from RefSeq and is a predicted model, not a curated record. Bases 1 to 1476 code for a protein of 491 amino acids. Gene Ontology annotation, molecular function: protein dimerization activity. Gene Ontology annotation, cellular component: exomer complex; trans-Golgi network. Lineage: Eukaryota; Fungi; Basidiomycota; Microbotryomycetes; Sporidiobolales; Sporidiobolaceae.
AUGAGCAGCACGUCGCCUGUGGGCGCACCGAAGGCGUCGACACGAGCAUCGGCAUCGCACCAGCCUUUCGACGAGGACCCCGCGACUCAGCGAUUCGUGAUUGGCAAGAUUGACGCUGGAAUCGCCGUCUUGAUUUCCGACUCCGUCCACCUCAUCGAGUUCCCCUCGCUCCUCCUCCCGUCCGGCGUUGGUCCCGGCUCAAUCGUCAACAUCGCCUGCACGCGCAACGUUUCUGCCGAGAAACAGCACGCGAGGGAGUUCUGGGACUUGCAGAGGGAGAUUGCCGAGACGUUUGGGAAGAGGGAGCCUGAGGCGCCGAAGUUGAGAGUGAGGAACACGACGCAGACGAGCGUCACCCUCGAGUGGGACAAGCUCGACCUCGCCUCUGCGAGCCUCAUCAACCUCUCGAUCUACCGCAACGGCCAGCGCUUGACGACCAUCCCCAACCCCCUCCACAACACCUCGACCAAGCUCUCGGGUCUCCAACUCGACACCGACUACUCCUUCCACCUCGUCCUCAAAACUAGCGCCGGUACCUACACCUCCCCAACCGUCAAGACCCGCACGCACACGAUCGACAACACUACCGGUAUCUGCGUCUGUUUUGGACUUGUCGAGCCCGAAGACUUGGCGAACGAGGCGAGCGAGGCGGUCAAGCAGCUGGGUGCGAAGAGCGAUGACAAGAUCCAGAUCGAUACGACGCACUUUGUGGCGACGUCGAGCGCGAGUAGGAGUAACCCUGAUGGCGGGCCGGGCGUCGAGUACCAGAAGGCCGUGCAGCUUUCGAUUCCCAUCGUCACGCCCGAGUGGCUCCUCGCCUGCGUCACAGCAAAAAAGCUCGUCCCCAUCUCGCCCUACUACCUCGGCCAAACCAACCGCGCCGCCUCGCUCUCCUCCGCACAACUCGUCUCCUCCACCGGCUCACCAAGCUCGACUGCCCUUCCCCUUACGCAGCGACAACCACGACCGGUUGCGGUAGCUGAGCGACCGAGUCAGCCGACUGUUGUGGAGCGGGAUGAGGACGAGCAGCGCGCAGAGCAGGUUGCGAAACCGCCUGUCGAGCUGGAGGAGGACGUCGAGGGUCCGCCGGAGGAUCAGCAGGCUGAGCCAGAGCUGGAACCUGAGCAGCCACCUGCGACGGAGCCGGCCGCUGAGGACGAGACGGACGCUUCCACCCGGGCAAUCAAGUCCGACACCGAGCCGUCGAAGGACGCAGUAGAAGAGACUGCCACACCGACCAUUUCCAUCUCGCCGCCGCCGGAGGAGACGGUGAUUAAGGAGGACCUGCCAGCCGAGGAGUUGCUUCAAGAGCAGGGCUCGACAGGCGCUGGCGAUGUGGACGGCACAGCUCUCGAGGGCAAGUCUGACCAGCCAGCAAAGGCGGAUGCGGCAGAGGCGGCAGAGAGCGACGUCGAGGAGGACCAGCGGCCGGAGGCUCAGGACGGCGAGUCAAGCCUCGUCGACAUUAAGCUCUGA